CUGCUUCGUAAAUCUUACACAAAUUGAAGCAAAUCAUUGAAGCAGCGUUGUAGGGUCUUCUUUGUUGUGUUGAUUGUGGAUCCUACUUUCGCACUGCGAGAUUAGAUGUGACUCUUACCAAUACCCCGCUUGCUGGGCGAUACUACCCUUCUUUCAGAAGGACGAGGGAUUGCUGGUGAACGUAAAUGUGGAAGGACAUGAACGAUCCUAUCCAUCUUGAAGAACAUAAGAGGAUACUCGAGUCCUUCAAUUUGAAGGGCCACUACCUCAUUACGCUUGAUAUCUAAUAGUUUCAAUCAUGUCUUCUUCAAUUCCCUCACGUUCCACUUCUGCCCAAGUUCCUCGUCAGCGGAUCAGGGAUUUGCUUCCGACGGUCUAUCUCGGACGAUACAAUACUGGAUCUAAGAAUAGUCUGACCGACAUCCCGGGAGUGCUAGUCUCUACGCAAUCCAUCCACUCUUCGCCAAAGUAUCCCAAUGCAGCACCAAACUCUAUCAACACUGGAGUGACUACCAUUCUGCCGCGCAAGGAUUGGUUCUCCAAAGCAUGCUUUGCUGGUAUAUUCCGGUUCAACGGAUCCGGCGAGAUGACAGGGACUCAUUGGAUCGAGGAGACGGGUCUAUUGCAUUCUCCCAUUGUGAUCACGGGAAGCUUUGGAGUUGGCUCUGCAUACAACGGGAUUUACGAACACGCCAUUCGUGACCACUCCGACGAGAGUGGGAAGGUGGAUUGGUUCUUGACUCCUGUAGUUGCGGAAACCUUUGAUGGAUUCCUGCACGACGUGACCAAAUUUGCAGUGACGCCUCAGCAUAUUAUCAAAGGCAUGGAUGAAGCCAGCGGUGAGCCCGUCAAGGAAGGAAACACUGGGGGUGGGACGGGGAUGUUGUGUCAUUGGUUUAAAGGAGGCACGGGGUCAUCCUCGCGCAUCGUACCCGCGGACAAUGAUAAGACUUAUACAGUUGCUGCCUUGGUGCAAGCGAACUACGGUGCAAUGCGAGAUUUUAAGAUAUCUGGUGCACCAAUCGGCCGGCUGAUCUACGAGGAGCAGGAGAGGAAAGCGAGAGAGAAUCCGGAUGACCCAGAGCUACUUGCACAAUCUCAGCUGCUGUUCCAGAUCGCAAAAGCAAAGGAUAAGAAGGACGGGAGCAUCAUCGUCAUCUUGGGCACCGAUGCACCCCUACAUCCUACCCAACUCCAGCGCCUUGCGAAGAGGGCGACGGUCGGCCUGUCAAGGGUCGGAGGCUGGGGUACAAAUCCGUCAGGGGACAUAUUCCUGGCGUUCUCGACAGGAAACCAUCUAGACGUGCAGACUGUGACCGCCAACAGCAAAAAGGUCAAUCCAUGGUCACCCAGGGAAGUGGGAAUCGAGAUGGUCGAUGAUCAGACGAUUAAUGCACUAUUCGAAUCAGCAGCAGAUGCGGUCGAGGAAUCGAUCCUGAAUGCAGUGUGUAUGGCAGAGACGAUGGCAGGACAUGGCGCGACUGUGGAGGCACUGGAUCUUGGGAAGGUGAAAGAGUUGAUGGCAAAGUAUUUGUAGAUGAUUAACAGAGAUGAAUGGAAUAACAUGUAUAUAUUAACGACAUGGACGUUCAGGAGAUGCAUUGCUUGUCUGUGUUAAGCCUUCUUGGUUCAUGUCUGUAACGCGAAGCGGGUAAGGCACU
Messenger RNA from Aaosphaeria arxii CBS 175.79, 1661 nucleotides. RefSeq names its product peptidase family T4 protein. Lineage: Eukaryota; Fungi; Ascomycota; Dothideomycetes; Pleosporales. The coding region runs from base 299 to 1537 and encodes 412 amino acids. Gene Ontology annotation, molecular function: aminopeptidase activity. The transcript has a single exon. The record is from RefSeq and is a predicted model, not a curated record.